Molecule: messenger RNA, 348 nt
Organism: Aegilops tauschii subsp. strangulata
Lineage: Eukaryota; Viridiplantae; Streptophyta; Magnoliopsida; Poales; Poaceae
Source: RefSeq, a predicted model, not a curated record
AUGGCGCAAGGCGAGCGCUGGAGCGGGACGUGGAUGGCGGCGGGCGCGAGCGCCGUUCGAAGCUGCGGGAUGACGCGUGCGUGCGGCGGAGCUAGGAACCACGCCGGUGGGCGCGGUGCGGCUGCGGGCAGAGGUGGGGCACGCAGGGGCGGCCAGCGGCUGGUGCGGUGUGGCGCAGGCAGGGGCGUGGCCCCGGGCAGUAGCAGCAAAUGGGGACGGCGGGCGAGGCGCGAGGCGGGCGUGGCGCAGGGUUGCGGCCAGCAGUUUGCAGCGGUGGCGGCCGGCGGUGGUGGACAGCAAGCGAUGCGCGAGGGGGGCAACAUGGCAGCAGUUGGAGGCGGUAGUUAG